This is a messenger RNA of Drepanopeziza brunnea f. sp. 'multigermtubi' MB_m1, 2235 nucleotides long. RefSeq lists its product as uncharacterized. Gene Ontology annotation, molecular function: GTPase activity; molecular adaptor activity; GTP binding. Gene Ontology annotation, biological process: cytoskeleton-dependent cytokinesis; intracellular protein localization. Gene Ontology annotation, cellular component: septin ring; septin complex; microtubule cytoskeleton. The record is from RefSeq and is a predicted model, not a curated record. NCBI's taxonomy places the organism in Eukaryota, Fungi, Ascomycota, Leotiomycetes, Helotiales, Drepanopezizaceae.
AUGCGGCCUUUGCCUGGCGACGAUGUCUUCGGUGAGCGCGCUCGAAGCACCAGUUUCGAUAACGACCAAACGCCCCUCGGCACUCGUGCCCAACCUCCGCAAAUGUCCUACUUCAUAUCCGACGAGAAGACCAUGGAGGCCUCGCAGUCUCGGUCACCAAGUGGCCUGCCCAAACAACGAGACACGGCAAAGAGCAACUCCUAUGGCGUUGAGAGUCUCGAGAACACGAUAAGCUCUCUCGCUCAAGACAGCGACGAAAACGACGAGAUGCUCCAUAAGGCAAGACAUAAUCGGAAGAAGAACUUGGGGCAGCGCAUGUCAAGGAAAUCCGAAGAAGACCUUUCCCAGCCAACCUCGCCGUCUACAAAGUCCUCUACCGGUGCUAGCAGGAAUGUCUCGCCCUCAUUUCAACGCCCUACCUCCCAAGCCUCGAUAUCGAGGCCUUUCACACCUCUGUCUUAUGGCUCACCUGCCCCUCCCUCGCUCUUGAGUAGUCCAGACUCUCGCAGAAACUCCGACGCAGGCUCGUUGAUGGAUGAUGUAGCCAGUCAAGCUAUCGUCUCGAGCGGGGAGGAGGACAAACACUUGGGAUCUGAGAUGAUGGAUAGUGGAAGCGCCCCUCAGCUGGUGAUGCCGAGUAUUAAGAUGCCAAGUAGGCGUCCAUUUACGGAAAGAGGGAAGAAUAUGGGCAGAUUGAAGGUGCUGAUUGCUGGGGAUUCUGGUGUUGGCAAGACUUCCCUGAUCAAGGCGAUUGUCCAAGUCUGCGAGGAUAUUGUUCAUGUAGACCCUCUGUCCGCCACUCCCAUCUCCAUACCCGAGACUAAGCACAGAGGUUCGCGGACCAAGUCAAGAAGUGGAAGUGCAGAUAUGCAGGCUACAUCACAGAUCACGGAGAUAUAUGCCAGCACCCGAGCAUACCCAGCCUGGUGGUCUGACUUAGAGGAGAGCCGGAUUUUGCGUAGAAGAAAGAGCAUGGGAGAUUCUGUUUUAGAGAGAAACUUGUGCUUUGUGGACACCCCAGGCUAUGGCUCUCAAAAUUCUUGCCUGGAAUGUAUAACCCCAGUUAUCGACUACAUUGAAUGUCAAUUUAAAAAAGUCACGACUCUCGAUGGCAUGAGCGAGCCCGAAAUGGUAAAUUUACUGAGUGGGAAUGGCGGUUCUCAAGUUGACGUAGUCCUAUAUGUCAUCUAUAACAGGCUGAAGUCCGUGGAUUUAGAAUAUCUGCAACGCUUAUCAGCUCUGACGAACGUCGUCCCAGUUGUUGCUCAAGCGGAUACCCUUUCUGCUGAACAGAUAUCAUUGCUUAAAGAGCAUAUAAUGAGCGAGCUUCAGGUAGCCAAUAUCAAACCGUUCCUAUUCGGCGUUACCCCAGAGGCUGCCCAGGGGCAGCACACGUCUCAACCAACCCCACCCUACACAAUCUCCACGACACCCUCCAAAGACAACGAAACAAUGGAAGCCAGUCUUCUAAUGUCACCUGAAUAUAUCCAGCCUCUCAUCCCCUCUGAACUCCAAACCCUUGUAUCCCAGAUUUUCGAUCAAGACUCCGUAUCAUGGCUCCGACACUCAGCCGGCAAGAAAUUCCUCGCCUGGCGCGCGUCCUGCACCCCCACAUCUAAACCGCAAUCUCUCUAUCGCCCCCUAAAUUCCUCCAUGACCUCUUCACAAAGUCUCACAGCACCAGUUGGCGUAACUACUUCCUACGCACUAGCAAGAAUUACGGACCACACGCAACGCGAAGAGCGCAUCGCUCAAGUCAGACUCGCGAACUGGGCAGCGGACCUGCAGCGAAGUCUCCAUAACGAGCGCGCUAGGUUCGAGGCUCUAGCAAAAAGCGAACGAGCGUUGUGGCUUACCGAGAGAUUGGGCGAGUGCGUGCAAGAUGGCACCAUCGUGCCGCUUUCUCAGGCUAGGAAGAAAGAGCCGGCUUAUGUUCCUACAUCUGGGACAUUAGUAAAGACAGGUACGUACUCGAGGAGACGGCGAACGGAGCACGAUGUGAUGGGCGGCGUGGACCGACACGAUCCUCUCGGCCUCUUGGUACUUAACGAGGAGCUCAAGCGGAAAGGCUGGGUUGUUCUAAAAGUCGUGAGUAGUUUCGGGGUUAUAGGUGGUCUUGCGUUCUGGAUCACGCGUACGCUGCAAGGCUCUGAGACGGAGACGGCGAUGUGGGGCUAUGGGGGACUGGGAAUCCGAGACUGGCUUGAGCUGGGAUUUGUUGAUUGGAGAGCGUAG